Messenger RNA from Helianthus annuus (common sunflower), 1535 nucleotides. Its product is annotated as protein IQ-DOMAIN 1. Lineage: Eukaryota; Viridiplantae; Streptophyta; Magnoliopsida; Asterales; Asteraceae. Bases 187 to 1407 code for a protein of 406 amino acids. The record is from RefSeq and is a predicted model, not a curated record. Gene Ontology annotation, molecular function: protein binding. The transcript has 6 exons.
GGCUCCAACUCAUCCGGACUUUACCGAACCAAAACCCAACUGUCACUCAUUCGAUCCUGUCUCCUUAAUUUCACAUUUCACCAUUUCAUCCACAAGAUCUGGUUUUCUUCCUCAAAACAUUCCAAAAAACUGCCAAUUUCAAGAAGCUUUCAAAGAAUCCAACUACAUUCACCGGAUAAUUCGGUAAUGGGAAAGAAAGGAAGCUGGUUUUCUUCGAUUAAGAAGUCGUUUAGUCCGAGCUCCAAAGAAAAGAAAAGCCAGAAGUCGGAACAGCAAGGGGUUGUGGAGGAGCAAGAACGACCUUCAGUACCCGAUACACCAAUUGUCGAAAAUGUCGACGGUUCUUGCGACUCUCAUCCAUUUUCUCCACCAGAAGAGACGAGACCGCUUGGGGUGCAACCUGAGCCGCCACAGACCGCCAGUGUUAAUGUAACCGUUGCUGAAUCGACUGCAGUGGCAGCCGUCAUGACCCAGUAUGCAGGAAAAUCACGGGAGGAAGUAGCUGCGAUCAUAAUCCAAACAGUUUUUCGCGGUUACUUGGCACGAAGGGCGUUUUGGGGUCUGCGAGGGCUAGUUAGGUUGAAAACAGUGAUUGAAGGGCCGUGUGCCAGACGGCAAACGGUUAACACGCUCAAAUGCAUACAGAGUUUAUCUCAUUUGCAAUCGCAAAUCAGUUCUAGAAGAUUCCGGAUGUCGGAGGAGAUUCAAGCGCUUCAGAAACAACUUCUAAGGAAUAAAGAAACCGCAAACAUGCAGACCGGAGAUGAAUGGGAUGAUCGCGUGCAGUCUAAAGAAGAGAUAGAGGCAAAGCUUCUGAGCAAAUACGAUGCUGCUAUGCGAAGAGAAAAAGCCAUGGCGUAUUCCUUUUCGCAUCAGAAACCGUGGAAGAAAUCAGGAGGGACGGCGACAAAGAUGCUUUUCAUGAACCCGACAAAUCCUCAAUGGGGUUGGAGCUGGUCAGAGAGAUAUAAAGAUCAUGGAACCGAUCAUCUUUCGGUUAGAAGUGGUAUCGACAAUGGUAAAAGUGAAAUUGCAAAAUCGUAUGCUCGUCACCAACUUAAUUCCGCACCUUCAACUCCUCGGUCAAAAGGAGCUAAUGGUCCGGUAGCAUUACCAACGCCCAAGACUGGUCCUAACCCACGAGCUAUCGGUUUGGGGCCCGACGCUAACUUGGAUGAUGACUCGAAGAGUGUGUUGAGUGUUAAAUCUGAGAGGAUUAGAAGGCAUAGUGUUGCAGGGUCUAUGGUGGCUGCAAAGUCUGCAAAGGUGAAAUCACGGGGACAGGGUGUGGCGGAGAAUGGUGGUGCGAAGAAACAUCUUUCUUUUCAGGUGAAACCGAGGCGGCAUUCUGGACCGCCAAAGGUUGAACCCAUCGUUGGUGAUGGGUUGGAGCAGGGAGGUGGCUGAGUGAUUUCUUCUUUGCAGAACUAGCACGAGUUACUUAUUGUAUGAAAAUUUUAUGUAAUUAUCGGUUAUAUGCUACAUUUCUUAUCGGUUAAUAUUAUUCUUGCUACAACGAAAGUCGUAUAUGGUCU